Messenger RNA from Lodderomyces orthopsilosis Co 90-125, 1410 nucleotides. Its product is annotated as putative oxidoreductase. The coding region runs from base 1 to 1410 and encodes 469 amino acids. NCBI's taxonomy places the organism in Eukaryota, Fungi, Ascomycota, Pichiomycetes, Serinales, Debaryomycetaceae. The transcript has a single exon. The record is from RefSeq and is a predicted model, not a curated record.
AUGCCAGUUGACUUCCUUACUAGUAUUGCAUUUGAUGGACCACAAGUAAUACCCUACUGGGAACAACUUAAACAAUAUGGUCCAACAGUUGUGCCUAUUCUUUCCAGUAUUGCUUUAGGAAAGUACUAUUUCCGUGGUGCCACGAACACUUGGGAACGUGAUAUGCACGGCAAAGUAUUUAUGAUAACUGGUGGUACUUCAGGUAUUGGUGCAGCACUUGCCUAUGAAUUAGCUACCAAAGGUGCACAACUAAUACUUUUAACACGAAGAACUAAUGAUUUAUGGGUGGCGGAGUAUAUUGAAGAUUUACGUCAACGUACCACUAAUCCAUUGAUUUACGCUGAACAAUGUGAUUUGAAUUCACUAUAUUCGGUGAGAAAAUUUGCUACUAGAUGGUUGGAUAAUGCCACCCCUAGACGAUUAGAUGGUGUCAUUUGUUGUGCUGCUGAAGCAAUUCCUAGAAAUAUUCCCCGUCAAAUUACGGUUGAUGGUGUUGAAAAACAAAUGGGGAUUAAUUAUUUGGGUCAUUUCCAUUUGCUCACUUUAUUAGAACCAAGUUUAAAACUGCAACCUCCCGAUAGAGAUGUACGUGUAUUGAUUGCCACUUGUUCAUCACAAAAUUUAAGUGAGGUUGAUUUGCAAGAUUUGUUAUGGGAAAAGAAACAAUACCCCACUAGUCAACCAUGGAAAGUUUAUGGUACAUCAAAAUUGUUAUUGGGCGUCUUCGCUAAACAAUAUCAAAAACAUUUGAUGCAAUAUGAACGUAAUGAUAAAGCGCCAUGUAAUAUUCGUAUAAAUUUAGUCAACCCAGGGUUAGUGAGGACUCCAUCUACAAGAAGAUUCAUAUCAAUGGGGACAUUAUGGGGGUUGAUGCUUUAUUUAAUUACAUUUCCCAUUUGGUGGUUAUUCCUUAAGAGUGUUCAUCAAGGAGCACAAACUUUUUAUUUUGGAUUAUAUGCUCCAAUAUUGAUGAAAAUGGAAGGGGGUAAUUUAUUACAAGAAUGUAAAAUCAUGACCAAAGUUAGAAAAGAAAUGGAUGACGAAGAAUUACAAGAAAAAGUGUUUCAUAAUACAACUGAAUUGAUAAAGAAGUUGGAAAUCCAGUCAGCAAUUGAGAGAAAGAAGAAUAAAACCCAGGAGGAGAUUGAUCAAGAAAAGGAAGCUGAGUUGAAAAGGAAAAGGGAUAUCAGUCUUCAACCAAAGACAACUGAUGAAUUGAAUCAUAAGUUGAAUACUUUGCGAAGUCAAAUUGGUAUUGGUGGUGGAUCAUCGAUGACAAACAGUGGAAGCGAAAUGCCUUUGUUUCCUGAUGAAUCUGACUUGAAGAAUUUGAAAAAUAAUAACAGUAGUAGUCUGAAGCAGACUACUAGUAAGAAAUCACCGAAAAAGAAAGGCAAGGGUAAAAAGUAG